Molecule: messenger RNA, 358 nt
Organism: Racocetra persica
Lineage: Eukaryota; Fungi; Glomeromycota; Glomeromycetes; Diversisporales; Gigasporaceae
Source: the annotation of a GenBank genome assembly
CUUCAUCAGAGAAUAUUGCAAACUCUUCUUCCUGUUGCAAGAUUUGAUUAUCCAAACCUUGAAAUUCGCCGCAUGGCGAUUAACGGUUUAGGAAAUUUAUGUUUUCGUAGUGGUGCCAAGUUACAAGAAGAAUACAGAAAUAUUUAUGAAGUACUUUUGGCGAAUCUUAUGACAAUAGAACCUAAUUUGGAUGAUGCUGCUUUUCUCAAAGUUAUCAGUAGCACAUUACGAGCAUUACAAUUUAUCAUGAAUGAAGAUAAGACCAUUGUAACGGAAACAUUUGGCGAAACAAUUGAAGCUAUAAAGAGAUAUAUUUUCUUUAAUGCAGAAGAAUUAAAAAAGUUUUCUUUAAAUACGG